AUGGAUUCACCUAUACAUAUCGGAGACUUGACUACUCAGUCUAUUCAGCAACGAUUGCUAGAAACACAUAUUAAUGGAACCACCAGUUCCCCAGACUGUACAUCAAUAACAACAGUCUACUCAUCCAUAUAUUCAGGCGUGAAAGUUAUACAACUAACAUUAAAGUUCAGUACCAACAAAUCAAAUACAUCAUCUGAGGAUGAAGAACUUAUAAUAUUGCGUAGAGUUCAAGAUUCAUUUAUCAACGUGACACAAUUGUUUGAAAUUUUGGUCAAAUUAGAUUUGCUUACUUUGAGUCAAUUGAACAAUUUUUUUGACAAUGAAAUUUUAUCCAAUUUGAAAUACUUUGGAUCUUCUACAAAAAACCCACAGUAUUUGGAUUUAAGAUCACAUGAAAAUACUUAUAUAAAAGGUAUCUGGAUUCCAUAUGAUAAGGCAGUCGAGUUGGCAUUAAAAUUCGAUAUCUAUGAAAUUACCAAAAAAUUGUUUCUUGUUGAUGUUCAUGAUUUUGAGAAGUUACCAAAAGCUAAUAAGAGAGUAUACGAAGAGGACGAUGACGACACCGAAAGAGAUAUAUUGGAUUCACCUUCAAAGAAACAGAAAUUGGACAAGGGCCCUCCAGUUAAAGGAACAUUUUCAAAUGGUGUUGUUGAUAACAAUCAUGUACUUAUUGAUGCAUUGUCUAGCAAAAACACAAAUCAUCCUUUCACAUUACCAGCAAUCAUAAUCAAUGAUGAUAAUAUCGACAUUGCCAAUGACAUCAAGAUGAAGUUGGGUGAAGUUUUCAAGCGAGACGACGAACAAUCUGAUGGUAUUUCGUAUGAAGAAGUAAAAUCAGCAUUUGCUGGUCCUAUGGCCAAAUAUUCCUCUGAGGCUAUUGUUGAUAUCCCACUAGAUCAAAGAGGACAAACAGCUUUACAUUUUGCAUCGACACUUGCGUCUUUGAAUUUGGUUUCUGCUUUUAUUCAAUUAGGAUUGAACUCUCCAAUUAGAGGUAAUAUCGAUGGAGAAUCACCAUUGAUUUCAUGUAUCCAAGUAACAAAUUCUAUGGAAAAGGGGAACUUCAGUAAGAUUCUCAGUAACUGGUUAUAUCCUGAUUUAUGGCUCUUGGACACCAAAAAGAGAAGUGUCUUACAUCACUUGGCUUUGCAAAUUGAUAAGAAUGACAGUUUCAAGUUUUACACCACCAAGAUACUAGAGUAUAUCAUAUCUAAUAAUGACCAAUUAUUCUUGGAUUUGCGUUCAAAAUUACUUAAUGCACAAGACGAGGAUGGCAAUACCGCCUUACAUAUUGCUAUAGAGAAGGAUUCUAAAUGGUUUAUCAAAGUAUUGGUUAAAUUGGGAGCAGAUAUGAAUAUAGACAAUAAACAUGGUAUAAAAGCAUCCGAUUUUGAAAUUGUGAGAGAUGUCAACUCAUUUGAAAGCAAUGACCAAAUAUUUGAGUUAAUUGUCACUGGAUUGGAAUUUUUGAACAAGAGAAUUGAAAUAAGUGGUGGAACAAUACCAGAAAUUGAAGAACCUAAGGAAAUUAAAGCCCCAGUGUUGGUUGAACAAAAUGAAAAUUCAACUUCAGGAAGAAUCUUUCAAAGUAUACAACAGUUGCUCGCCAAUACUAAUGCCGAGUAUGAAGGUAUAUUGAAUUCCAAAAGAGAGCAGAUUAAACAACUAGAUCGAGCACUUCAUGAUGCGACUAUUGUGACAGCCAACAAUAGAUUCAAUGCCAAAAAGAUCACCGAGAAAUUAGUGCAGCUAGAUAACUUGAAAUUACAAGUUGCCAAUGUAACAGAUAAAUUGACAUUAUCUAAACAAGAGUUGGAUGAGAAAUUGGAUGAUAGCAAGGAAUAUGAUGCUGAUGAACCAUUUGUUAUUAAACCAAUAUUUGAGAAAUUGAAAGCAGGCGAACUGGUGGAAGAUUUAAAGAAUGACGAAACUGUAUUGAAUCAAUUGCAACCUGCUCCUAUACUAAAAGCCAGAAUAAAUGCGUAUCGAGAAAUAAAUGCCCGGUUAGAGAAAGAGCUACAAACUUUGGUUGAUUAUAGCGAAUUGACAGCAAAGUUUAAGAAAGUGGUGAGUAUCUGUACGAAUGUGGGGAUCAAUGAAGUUGACGAGUUUUUAGACGGGUUAUUGGAAGCUGUUGAAGGUCAGCAAUAA
Molecule: messenger RNA, 2151 nt
Organism: Candida tropicalis MYA-3404
Lineage: Eukaryota; Fungi; Ascomycota; Pichiomycetes; Serinales; Debaryomycetaceae
Gene: SWI6
Product: transcriptional regulator
Exons: 1
Coding region: 1-2151 (716 amino acids)
Cellular component (GO): SBF transcription complex; MBF transcription complex
Molecular function (GO): protein binding; transcription coactivator activity; DNA binding
Source: RefSeq, a predicted model, not a curated record